AUGCACAAGCUCUCCUUACUGGCCGUUCUGAUCGCGGCCGUUGUUGUGGCCAAAGAGAUUCGAGUGGAAGUUGUGGUGUCCGUGGAUGAUGAGGUUUUGGAGGCCAAAACUUCCGAAGUUGGCGAAGCGUCCGAACAUGAACCUGGGAGCUUCAUAAAAGGCGGUAAGGCGGCUGGUCGAAGAACAUUUCUGUACUAGUCCGUUCGCAAAGCCGCUGGAGUGAUUUCUGCGACAUGCAUGUCGAAAAAAUAAUUCAAGCGACUUGGCGAACGGGCUCUCAGUCCGUCGGAAAAAUAGUGACGUUACCUCGCGCCUUGGAAUCGCCCAGCAUUGCUUUGAUAGGGCUAGCAGCAGCAGGAAAUAAUAAACUGCAUUACUUUUUCGACAAGGCGAAUUUUUUUUUGCUGCGACGACCCGCCAUUAUAUUCCCGACAGACUUAUACAGGGUGGUUUAGCCGAAGCUUCUACCCUUAUUUCAAGUAUUUCUCCGCCAAUAAUGCACCAAUUUCUAUACUUGGGCCUGUCAUAUUUGGUGAACAAAAAAUGGAGCACCUCAGCUUCAGUUUGAUAUAAAUUUUAUACAGUGAGGGACCUGAUCCAAUGGCAAAAAACGUCUCAUUUUGCACCCCGGAAGGGACCAAAAUGACUCCAAACCCUUCCGUUCUCUAAGCUAAAAAACUCCGCUUUGAAAAGCGCGCCUUUUCCUUCAAGGGUAUGGAGACAUUUUGGUCCCUACCGGGAUGCAAAAUGGGACGUUUUUUGCCUAUGAGAGGGUUGAUUUCCAAAAGGAUUACUCUCAAUCUGUCGGGAAAAUAAUAGAGACAAUGCCGAUACACCGCUCAAUUCGCUAGCAAUUCAUUUUCUCUGUGGACAUGCGAUUUUCCAUGCGAAAAAAGUUCAUUAUUUUCCCGACAGACUGAUAGUACGUAAAAAAAUUUAUAAAUCGCUGUAGGCGGAAAGCACCACGGUGGUGGCGGAAAACACCCCGGUGGCGGGGGAAAGCACCCCGGUGGCGGCGGCGGACACAAACCAAAGACGAGGAAGCCUCGACCGACCAGGCCCCACCCCACCAGACCCCGACCGACCAGACCUCCCAAGCCGACGCAAGCACCAGUUCCCAAGCCUACGAAGCCACCCCUUCCCAAGAGAAUAAUGUGCUCCCUAUGCAAGGGAGUGAUAAACGCUGCAUCGCAUGUUAUUCAGGACCCCAGUGGGAUCACAAAGGAGGCUCUGCAGACCAUUUUGACCGUAAGACUUUUGAUUUUUUUUUGUGCACAAAGUUUUUCGAGCCAUUUGCGCAAUUUUUCUUGUAUUUUUUUCGCUCUGUCGGGAAAAUAAUGAGGAAAAUUUCCAUGCGCCAGCCGCGUCGCUAAAGUAAAAAAAAUGAUUUUUCCGCAACACAAUUCAUUUUCUCAGCGGCGAUGCGACUUUCGACACAACAGAGUGCUCAUUAUUUUCCCGACAGACUGAUAAGAUUACGUUUUUUAGGAAAAGUGCAAGGAAGAGGCUGAAAUUGGAGAUGUUAUGUGCGAUACGAUCAUCCCGACCGUGCUUGACGUCGCCUUCGAAACGCUGCGUCAGACAGGAGGGCUUGACGGUGCUGCAAUCUGCGCCAGAAUCAACAUUUGCCCUGUUUCACCAUUUGAGUUCUUUUUCAAUUAA
Bursaphelenchus xylophilus (pine wood nematode) is the source of this 1662-nucleotide messenger RNA. Lineage: Eukaryota; Metazoa; Nematoda; Chromadorea; Rhabditida; Aphelenchoididae. The record is from the annotation of a GenBank genome assembly.